Molecule: messenger RNA, 1061 nt
Organism: Perca fluviatilis (European perch)
Lineage: Eukaryota; Metazoa; Chordata; Actinopteri; Perciformes; Percidae
Product: T-lymphocyte activation antigen CD80-like
Exons: 7
Coding region: 3-1061 (352 amino acids)
Biological process (GO): positive regulation of T cell proliferation; negative regulation of T cell proliferation; T cell costimulation
Cellular component (GO): external side of plasma membrane
Source: RefSeq, a predicted model, not a curated record
GCAUGUUGAGCAGGGAAGGUUUCUGUUCUUCUUCUUUCUGUACCGUCAUGUCUCCUACCAGCCUUGUGAUUUUACUUCUGAGUGCACCCAUCAUGGGCCAGAUACCACUGCAUGCCCCUGUUGGAGGCUCCGUCCUGAUUCCAUGUUCCCUACCACUUAAAUCAUCUGAGAGUCUCAUAUGGUUUUACUGGCAGGAGGACCAUUCUCACAACGUUUUAUUCCACUGGGACUUUAGUGGGAAAACACAAGUAAUAGCUGAUAAAUACAGGGACAGGUGUGAAGCCUUCAACACUGAGUUUAGUUCUGGAAACAUUUCCAUUAGACUUAACCAUGUUGUAGUUGGAGAUGACAAGAUAACAUUCUACGCCAAUGUUGGUCAGAUUGAAGGUACCAAACCAUGUGCACCAUGCUGUAAAUCCACAUUACAGGUUUCAGCUCCAUACCAAGAUCUAAACCUGACAGUUGAUGAGACAGCAAAGCGUGCAACCUGCAGGGCACGUGGAGGUUACCCUGAACCUCGAGUGUCAUGGACGGGUCAAAACAAAUCCGGCCCUGCACAGCUGCAGGGUGCUCUGACGGAAGUGCUGCAGGAUCCAACAGAGAAAACCUUCUCUGUCAAUAGCUCUGUCAGUGUGAAGGAUUUACAGUCUGUGACCUGCCUUAUCUACAACACUCACUCCAACCAGACCAUCAGGAAAACAGAAGAGAUCGGUGUGACUGGUGACCCCCAGCAGAGGCAACAUCUUUGUGUUAUUGCAACAGUUGUAGCUGCACUCGUUGCACUCGUUGCCCUGUGGUGGCGGUCCACAAAAUAUCAAAAUUCUAACCAGAAUCGACAGCAGGCUGCUGAUGCUGAUGAUGCUGAUGAUGAGGAUGUUGCUGCUGCUGAUGCUGAUGAUGAGGAUGUUGCUGCUGCUGAUGCUGAUGAUGAGGAUGAGGAUGUUGCUGCUGCAGAUGCUGAUGAUGAGGAUGUUGCUGAUGAGGAUGUUGCUGCUGCUGAUGAUGAGGAUGUUGCUGAUGAGGAUGUUGCUGAUGAGGAUCUCCACCGUCAGCACUAUUAG